This is a messenger RNA of Exophiala bonariae, 1242 nucleotides long. RefSeq lists its product as uncharacterized. Gene Ontology annotation, molecular function: DNA binding; zinc ion binding. Gene Ontology annotation, cellular component: nucleus. Lineage: Eukaryota; Fungi; Ascomycota; Eurotiomycetes; Chaetothyriales; Herpotrichiellaceae. The record is from RefSeq and is a predicted model, not a curated record. Gene Ontology annotation, biological process: DNA-templated transcription. The transcript has 3 exons. The coding region runs from base 1 to 1242 and encodes 413 amino acids.
AUGCGCUCCAUCUCAACCGAUUUUUUCACCGGCACCCAUCAACGCAUCUCAACCAUAUCCAAGAUCAAGUUUCAUGAAGGGCUUGUAUCACUGGCGACUACUCCCAAUGCCGAUUUCGCAACACUAUGCCUGGCUAUUCUGCUCAUCCAGGAAAUGCCGGUAGGCAAGGGAACAGUUGUUCAAUCCCCCCUGUAUGCCACAGUCAAGAGCUUCAUCAAUAUGCUGGAGGCGUCUAAUGACAUCUCUCUUGACCUGGCUCAUUGCAGAGUCCUUGUGACAUUCUACGAGAUGGGCCACGGUCUUCAUACUGCAGCUUACUUAUCCGUUGCCGGGUCUGCGAGACUGGCACGAACUUUGGGUCUCCACCGAAAACCCUGGCGUUCAUUGAAUGCCGAUGAUGGUAAAAUCAUGUUGGAGGAGAAGAAAAGAGUAUGGUGGGCUAUAGGAAACAUGGACCGAUUUAUCAGCUUAUGUUUAGGAGAUGCUCAUUUUGCGACAAAUGACUCAGAGAGACGGGAUCCGCUUCCCAUUGAGGAUCUAUUAUGGUCGGAGAUUUCAGAUAUGGCAGAAAUCGAGCAUGUCAUUUCCAGCGCACCUUCGCUUGACACACCUUUUGAUGUCCGGGUCGGUCAGAUGGCAAGAGAAUGUCAAAUAUCUCAUCUCGCAGGCCGGGUUGUCCGGCAUGUUUUUGAUCCUCUUCCAGAUCAAGACUUCAAUGUCGAGGAAGGCCUUCAGCUCGAACGCACUCUAAAAGCCUAUUUACCGCUACUGGCCAACGAAGAAUUGGAAAUAGGCAAGUACUGUGGUGCAUUCGGGGUGUGCAAUAGUGCUCUCUUUGUGCUGUAUGAGUUCAUGCUAAGCCAUUGUCAUGGCGACUCUGUCGAGAGAGACAGGAUCGUACAAUCUAUUAACGAGAUUUCGAUACGCGUUAUCAUCUUUGCGGAAGCGACACACCGCGACAGGGAGGUGAACUACCCCAUAGAAACACAAUCGCCCUACCUCAUUUACUCCUUGUAUCAGGCAGCCGUUGUGCAGAGUCGCCUCUGGAAGCAAGAGAAUGAUCCUCAAUGCAAGCGUAACCUCGAGUCUCUCAACGACAUUCUCCAUGCUUUCACCAAUAGAUGGAUGAUAACAUGGCAAUAUCUUGAUAUCCUGGAGAACAUCAACGAUCGUUGGUCGCCUAUCGUUCUUCCUUUCCAAGGGGUCUUCAUAAGUUCUGGUCAACCGACCAUCACGUCCUAA